Molecule: messenger RNA, 848 nt
Organism: Nelumbo nucifera (sacred lotus)
Lineage: Eukaryota; Viridiplantae; Streptophyta; Magnoliopsida; Proteales; Nelumbonaceae
Product: RNA-binding (RRM/RBD/RNP motifs) family protein
Molecular function (GO): RNA binding
Source: RefSeq, a predicted model, not a curated record
AUGUGAGGCGCCCUGUGUGAGGAGGAGAUCCGGUCUCAACGAAACCAGCUCACCCUCACCUCAGCCCUCAGAUAGUCAGACUCAGAGGAACCGAAGAAUAGCCGCUUUGCUCUUUAAUGACUUCAUUUGUAUUGUUGAGGUGAAAUGAAUGCUAUGUUACUGGCUAGAGGUUUAACGUCCCGCUGUAAACAAAAUCUGCGCCUCCUGUGCUACUCUACGCCGAUCUCCUCGUCCUCCUCUUCCUUCUCAUCGAAUAACAAAUUAUUUGUUGGAGGUCUUUCAUGGGCAGUAGACGAGAAGUCCUUGAAGGACGCUUUCUCUUCGUUUGGGGAGGUUACUGAAGUGAGGAUAAUGUAUGACAGAGACACUGGGAGGUCAAGAGGCUUUGGCUUUGUACAUUUCUCAAAAGAUGAUGAUGCCAGAUGUGCCAAAGAUGCUAUGGAUGGGAAGGCAUUUUUAGGUAGGCCAUUGAGGAUAAGCUUUGCUCUUGAGAAAGUUCGUGGUGGACCUGUUGUAGUUCCUCGCCUUUCUAGUGUUGAAAAUGCCAAAGAUUGAAGUAGUUGAUAUCUUUGCAAGUGAUAGUAUUCAUUUCUAAAUGUUGAUUGAAUGGUUGCGACUUUCAGUGUAAGAGUGACGCUCUUCAAGCUAUAAUAGCAAGUUUAAAAACCAAAAGAAAAGGCUAUAAUAGCAAGCCUAAUGCUACAUAUGUUUCUUAAUUUCAAUGGCUUUGUAGGAAGAAAUGAACCUUCUCUACCACAAAAUCAAGGUAGUAUAGGAAAAGAAACUUGAUAUUCAUAUUGGAAAAGGUUCAAACUGGGAAAUAAGAGUUUUUUAGUUCAAUUUUGGCA